AGAGUAAGAAGCGCUUCGCAGGCUGCCGUCAUGGGCAGGUGAACAGAGCGCCGCGUACGUACGUAGCUUGCGGGGCAGGAGCGGCGCUGCAUUGAGUCGAGCGUAUACUUCGGCCAUCGCAUCGUACGAGUUGCGGAGGUGUGCGUCUGCGCUCGACAUCUGUUCCGAUCUCGACGUUGUCUCCCCUUCUCGUCUAUCCUCCUCCUCUUCCUCCUCUCUGUUCUACCUAUCACCACCAACCCUCUGCAUCAAGAUGUCAAACAUAGCUGGGUCAUACCAAGCAGCGGACGCCUCCAACCUCGAAGCAGGCGCAGGCCACCACGAUGUCAAUCAUGGCGCUCACGCUGCCCUCCCCGGCAACCUGAACGGCAAUGGCAACUCCACGCUCAACGGGCAAGACAAGGAGUAUCACAAGUACAACGCUUCCCAGAACGGUAAUGGGCAGUACAAGGGUGGUGCCGGUCUGCACCAAGCCGUCACGCCUGGCGGGCAUGCGAUCAAUGAUGAGCUCCUCGCUAUCGGGACCGCCCCGAGGCGUAUUGCCAAUCCGCUGCCCCUUGGUGUGAUGGCUUUCGCCACGACAACACUGCUGCUGAGUCUCUACAAUGUGGGCGUCAGGGGCAUUACGGUACCAAAUCAGAUUGUGACUUACGCGCUAGCAUACGGCGGUGGUACUCAAUACCUCGCUGGCCUCUGGGAGUUUGCGAGUGGUAACACCUUUGGUGCCACGGUCUUUGUCGCCUUCGGAUGCUUUUGGUGGGGCUUCUCUAUGAUAUUCAUCCCCUUCUUCGGCGAGAUGGGCAUGUACGACGGUGUCCCUGGCGUCUACUCGAUGACAGGCGUGGCAGCCAGCGAGGCAGAGAGUGCUAUUGGCCUCUACCUCUGGAUCUGGUUCGGCAUCACUACCGUCUUGCUGUUUGGCAGUGCUAGGUCUUCGAUCACACUGAUCUCGCUGCUCUUCUUCCUCGACCUAACCUUUGCGAUGUUGGGGGCUUACUACUACACCGGACACAAGCCCUUUGAGACGGCUGGCGGAGCUCUGGGUAUCAUUACGGGCUUCAACGCCUUCUAUCUCGCGGCGGGCUCGCUGUUGUCGAGGCACACUUCGUACGUUACUCUGCCACUCGGCUCGGUGGCUGUCAAGGACUAAAGGAGAGCGAGGCAGGGCCGAGGAGGAAUGCGUGGACGAGUCGAGCUGCAGAGCGCUCGCCCAU
Messenger RNA from Jaminaea rosea, 1214 nucleotides. RefSeq lists its product as hypothetical. Gene Ontology annotation, molecular function: acetate transmembrane transporter activity. Bases 254 to 1150 code for a protein of 298 amino acids. NCBI's taxonomy places the organism in Eukaryota, Fungi, Basidiomycota, Exobasidiomycetes, Microstromatales. The record is from RefSeq and is a predicted model, not a curated record. The transcript has 4 exons. Gene Ontology annotation, cellular component: plasma membrane.